AUGGCGACCCCACAACAUAUAAAUUUAUUGGUAAGAAUUGACGAAUUAUGUAAAGAUUGGUCAUCAAGUCAUAAAAGAUCAUGUAUGCUAUUUUCAUCGUUAGUAAAUAUUCUAGCUCAACGUCAAGAAACACUUGAUCAACUAAAAAAAUCCAAUAAUUAUUCCUUACCACCACCAAAAAAAAAUAUCAAGAUUCUUAAUAACGACAACAACAGUAGCAGUAACAGCAACAGUAGUAAUGUCACGGAUUCAAUGAUAUUUCAGCAUGAAAUCUUGACUUCAAUUAUUUAUAAACAAUCUUGUGAAAUAGAAAAUUUACUUUGUAAACUUCAUCAUAUUCUUAAUAAUGAAUUCGAAGAAAUAUUAAAAUCUAUGCAAACAAUACAAUUACAAAUAGAAAAGAUUUUUUCAAGUUUAUUUUAUGGUAGUAGUAGUGAGGGAGCAAAAUUAUUUAAACAAAAGAAAUCACAAAAAUCAAAUCAAAACAAGAAACCAAUUUCCACCAAAAAAUCAAAACCAAAAUCAAACAAUUUAAAUCCAAUGAGUAAUAAUAAUGAUAAUGAUGUUAAUGAUGUAGCAGACAUAUCAUUAUCUUUAUCACAUUAUUAUAUAAAUAGUAUAGUAGAUAUUUAUGAACAAGAAAUGGUUUAUAAGCGUGCUAUAAUUCUAGGAGGAGCGUUGAAACUUGAAGAAAGUGAUGAAGAUGUCGGUGAUUUGGUCGGAUCAAUCAAAAAAGUUGUCGAGAGAUGGAGUGUACAACAAUUUUUGAGAUUUGAAAUUGAAGAAGAAAUGGUUGAUAGAAUAAAACUUUGGAAAAAAGUUAAAGAAUAUGAUAAGCGUAAAGAAAAAUGA
Messenger RNA from Entrophospora candida, 852 nucleotides. The record is from the annotation of a GenBank genome assembly. Lineage: Eukaryota; Fungi; Glomeromycota; Glomeromycetes; Entrophosporales; Entrophosporaceae.